Lemur catta (Ring-tailed lemur) is the source of this 4916-nucleotide messenger RNA. RefSeq names its product polyadenylate-binding protein 2. Bases 1588 to 2169 code for a protein of 193 amino acids. Lineage: Eukaryota; Metazoa; Chordata; Mammalia; Primates; Lemuridae. The transcript has 5 exons. Gene Ontology annotation, molecular function: protein heterodimerization activity; protein homodimerization activity; RNA binding. Gene Ontology annotation, biological process: extrinsic apoptotic signaling pathway in absence of ligand; negative regulation of intrinsic apoptotic signaling pathway; intrinsic apoptotic signaling pathway in response to DNA damage. Gene Ontology annotation, cellular component: mitochondrial outer membrane. The record is from RefSeq and is a predicted model, not a curated record.
CUGGCACGGCGCGAAGUGGCGGAGGGCGUCCCUCUGCAGUUGGACCUGCACGUGGCGGGGCACCCGGGGCAGCUCUCCCGGGCGGAAGCGGCGCACGGCGGCCAGCUCCAGCCCCAGUGCGUCGGCGAAACGCACUCUCUUGCGGGUGUCCGGACUACGGCUGCGGGGCGCCCGGGCCCCGCCGCCUCCAGCGGGUGCAGAGCGGGCCCGGCGACCCCGACUCGGAGCGUGAGCGCGGGAUCGGGCCCCGAGCCGCGUCCCGCCCUCGCCUUGCUCCUCCGGCUCCUCCUCGAGGCUGGGCCGCUGGCUGCGGUAGUAGGCGCGCUCUGUCAGCGCAGCGAUAAAGCUCAGGUUGCGAGGGAUGUCGGUGCGGGGGGGCCGCUCGCGGGACAUGGUACCCCCGCACCGGCGGGGCCAGCCCGAAGCGCCACCGCACUGCCCUCCCUUCCUCUCUCCCUCCCGCCUCGCGUUGGUGCAGAAGUCGCAGGGCCCGCUUCAGCAGCCCCUCGCCCUUGUGUGCUCUCCUUGCUGUCACCUCCAGGAUCCUCCACCUCCGUUCGCUCUGCCUCGCCUCCGUGACCACUUUCCCUCCCUAGGGCGGUCAGCUCCUAGGGUCUUUAGACCAUCACAUCCUGCCUCCUGCGAGCUGUCUGCUCUGAGCGUGCGCUCAACGGCGCUCACCCUCGGGUUCCGCGGUCCUCAUGGCUCUGGCCCCCGCCCACAGCCCUGUGACAGGUGGCUCCGCAUCUGUCUUUGCUGCUGCACCAGGGGGCGGGGACUCCACUUCUUGGGUCCCGACUGAGGCCACUCAGCCUUUUUUCAAAAAGUCCUCAACUUUGCCCGCAUGACACGGGAAGGGUUAACGCAGGAAGGAAAGAAUAACCUUCCUUUUUCUUGCAGGGGAAGGUUCAAAACACCCAGCAUGUGACUUUAUCUAAAGGGCUCACCGUUUUCUUUUCUUAAACCUAGGCUCCAGAUUAGGGAGGGGGUCGCGGUGGGUGCAAAGAAGGAAAGGUCUUGAAAGCUGGGUGGAGUCUUUGAAAGAGAAGGCACACAGGCCAGAGCUGGAAAAGUUCAACAAGUGCAUGGAACAUCAGAGACAUUCCAGAAAUGCCGAAUUUGCUCCUAGAUGUCCUGAGGCCCAGUGCUCUUCUCUGGGCAGCCUCGAGGCUCAGGAGCCAUGGUGCCCUCUCAGUCCAGCCCUGCUUUGCCUUCGGCAGCCCUCUCUCUUCCCGAGUUGUGGCCCUUCCCAGGCCUGCGUCCCAGCCCCGCCCCUCUCUCUGGACGCAUCUCUGGGCCCCAUCAUCACCCGGCGCCGGGCCCUCCCUCUUGCCCCCCCUUUCUCCUCCCUCCUUCCUUCCCUCCCUUCCUCCCUCUCUCCCUCCCUCCCAGCUCCUGCACCAGGAAACGGCCCGGAUCCCGGCAGCGGCCUGACCCGUGAGAUCCCUAACCUGGCAGGCGGGCGGGGUUGGAGACAGGCUGAGGUCGGGGGGCUCCAGGCUGGCCGGGAGGAUGAAAGGCCCCAGCUGGGGGCUCCUUGCCACCAGUGCUGGGUCCUAAGAGCUGCCAUCCAGGCUGGCCGCCCGGAUGGCGACCCCAGCCUCAGCCCCAGACACACGGGCUCUGGUGGCAGAUUUUGUAGGCUAUAAGCUGAGGCAGAAGGGUUAUGUCUGUGGAGCUGGCCCCGGGGAGGGCCCAGCAGCUGACCCGCUGCACCAAGCCAUGCGGGCAGCUGGGGAUGAGUUUGAGACCCGCUUCCGGCGUACCUUCUCUGAUCUGGCGGCUCAGCUGCAUGUGACCCCGGGCUCAGCCCAGCAGCGCUUCACCCAGGUCUCCGAUGAACUUUUCCAAGGGGGCCCCAACUGGGGCCGCCUUGUGGCCUUCUUCGUCUUUGGGGCCGCACUGUGUGCUGAGAGCGUCAACAAGGAGAUGGAGCCACUGGUGGGACAAGUGCAGGAGUGGAUGGUGACCUACCUGGACACACGGCUGGCCGACUGGAUCCACAGCAGCGGGGGCUGGGCGGAGUUCACAGCUCUAUACGGGGACGGGGCCCUGGAGGAGGCGCGGCGUCUGCGGGAGGGGAACUGGGCAUCAGUGAGGACAGUGCUGACGGGGGCUGUGGCACUGGGGGCCCUGGUAACUGUAGGGGCCUUUUUCGCUAGCAAGUGAGAAAGUCCCAGGGCCAGGUGGGGCUAGGUAUGGCUGGGGGCCAGGAGAGCAGGAACAGAACAGAGAAUUGCCCUUGGAAGAAGUGGAGUGAAUGGAUGGGCGGGCAUGGAACAGGGAUGGGCGGGGGAAAGGUAGUGUGUGAGGGAGCUGAGUAUGCCAGGCAGGCGAUUGGAAGAGUGAGCUGGAGACACUGGGGAAUGUUUUGGGAAGGUCAGGGGAGCAGGAGAUGGAGUCAUUCCAGGGUUGGGGGGAGGUGGGAGGGAUCAUGCCUAUAGGUGUGGGCCCAUGAAACUACCUGGAGCCUGGUUUGCAGCCCUGAGGAAAGUGGACUUUCAUAAGGGGUUACGUCUCCACUGGAUGACUGGGAUUUGGGGAACGCAGAAGGCACAUCCCUUUGGAAUGGAAACUCAAGGUUCUCAGGUGAUAGGGAGAGGUGGCUGUGACAGUGGGCUGCUUGGACACACAUGUGCAUGUGCACGCGUGCUCAUGUGCAUGCUGGGCUGCUUGUCUAAUCUAACCUGGUGGUGGUAGGAUUCCUCAAGGAGAAAACAUUCCUUCUUGCAAUGGCAAGAAAAAGGGGCAGUUCUCUGUCCCUCCUCCCAACCUUCCCCCCACCCCCACAUUUUCCCUCCCCUUGCCCUGAUGCCAGAAAGUCGUUAGCAGGACUUUGGAGACAAGAACGGUUUUGCAGCUGGCCUUGUUCCUUCAUCAUCCCCCUUCCUUGUGCAUCUCACACUUGCUGCUGCCUCCCGGGCACUGACAGAAGGACAGGGCUGUGGAGACUCGGUGGGUGGCGGCUUAGGUAGCUGGACUUGCCUGCCACCCUCCCCUCCCACUGGGGCACAAUGGUGCCUGGAGUGUACCCUAUCUCUGGGACCUCUGUAUCCAAACUGAAACUCUAAAUUGGGGCCCUAAUUUUCGUUUUGAGGGGGUGGACGUAAAUGCCAAUCUAGAAUACACUCUGAGUCCUGCACUGUGUCUCAGUGAGACUGUUGAUGCCUUGAGAGGACCAUUCCAGCUCUGAACCCAUGGGUGUGAGGGUGAUGGGUACUCCGUGACUGGCCUGUUCUGUGUGGUGGGCUUUGGUGCUGCUUUAUCAGGGGCCAGGAAUAUGGGUUCUAGAGUACCUACCAUGACCUAGAAGCAUUUCUGUUUUCUUUGAAACCACGCUGUUUGCAUGGGUGUUACUUGUCUGUACCUCAGAGUCUGAGGAUAACUUUAGAACUCACAGUCCUCUAGAACAGAUUCAGAUUAUAGCUUUUUCUUUUAAGGAAGAAAUGAUUCACUCCAGUUGCAUGCCCUGAGCCAGACCUCACUGCUGCACUUUCCAAGGUGCUAAAAUUGCUGCUCUCCAAUGCUGACUUUCAGAAACAGUGCUCUAGACCCCUGACCGUGAUCCUGAGCACUGAUCAGCGUAGCUAGACCAUGGUUGACUCUUCUUGGAGAUUUUCACUUGGUCCCAGAAUGUGGCAACAUAGUUGUACUCGCUAGAAUGGGGGACCAAAUUGGCCUCAGGGGUUUAGUCCAGACUUUUGCUUUUGAGAGAGGGCUGCACUUUUUAAUGGUAUUUAUAGGGGAGGUGGUUGACUGCAUGUGCUACUUGGUCUGUUGUGAGUAUGCUGAUACCAGAAACUCAGAGCUGGUCUGUGGCAAGCAGUGGGGUGGGGGGUCUCUGACUUGCUCAGGACAAACUAGGCCAGUGGUUUUCAAACUGCUUGGCAGAGCCCCAAAGUUUCCUAGGGGUUGCCUCAGGAGUCCUUGGGGAGAUGAAGGGGGUAGGGGGGCUGAGCGGGCUGGGCGACUUGCCCUCAAACAGAACAGCUCCCCUUGUAGCUGUCUUACAUAUCGGGGUUCAGGGUAAGAUUUUGUUUGCAUUAAGGGGUUUGUUGCUAAAAAAAGUUGGAAAACCACUGACUAGAUCAUCAGCUCCAAAUUGGAGCCUGUGCUCCCUCAGGUUUGGGGCAGACUCUUCACCGUACCCUCUACCACAGGACGCCAUCCCGGUUAGCAUCCCUGCGGGCCUUUAGCAAACAGGGGCAGCAGGGACCAUGGCCAAAUUACCAAAAUGUUUUGCUCUGAGGCCCUCAUACCUGGGUGGAAGGAGAGGCUAUUUUCUGAAAGGGUAAAGGGCUCGGUCUGGAUUCCCAGAAGUAUAGCUUGGAUGGGACCACAGUGGGUAGUUUUGACCUGUCCUACCCUUCUUAGUUUGAGGGGCAAUGGAAACCCCAGAGACUCUUCUGUCAGGGAAAACUAGGGACUCUCUUCUAGAGCCAUAUAGUUGCUUGGGAUUAGCUCUUGGCCAAGACGGCUGAGUAUGGCUCCCAAUUUUUAAAUCCAUUUCAUUUUUUAAAAAAAUAAGGGAAAUAAAUAUAAUUGCCAUUUUUCAAAGAUGAAAUAGGUGGAGAGGGUGUUUCUUGCUCUCCAGAGCCCAAAGGGACAAAUAGGGACUUUGCUUAGGCCAAGGAAGGAGCGGAAAUAGGGCAACUCAGUCCUGAGAUUAUUAAUCCUACUCUCCCACUCCCCACUUAUUCUAGGGCAUACAUACACUAUUUUACUUUUUUAAAUCAUAAAACAACAGAACAGAUUUGGUUAGUUUAGAAGAAAAGAAGAAGCUCUAUAAAUAUAAAUAUAUAUUCCUGUAUUUUUAUUUAAUAAUUUAUAAAUACCAAGUUCAUUUGACUUUUAUUUUUGUGUAAUAUGUAAUUGUCGUAUUAAAAAAAUAAAUAAAGCCCAGAGUUUAAUGAGAA